Cornus florida is the source of this 1610-nucleotide messenger RNA. RefSeq names its product E3 ubiquitin-protein ligase SPL2-like. Gene Ontology annotation, molecular function: ubiquitin-protein transferase activity. Gene Ontology annotation, biological process: organelle organization; protein ubiquitination. The record is from RefSeq and is a predicted model, not a curated record. Lineage: Eukaryota; Viridiplantae; Streptophyta; Magnoliopsida; Cornales; Cornaceae. The transcript is spliced from 6 exons. The coding region runs from base 99 to 1271 and encodes 390 amino acids.
GAUCCUAUAGGUUCAGUACUGUAUUUGUUUUCCACCAAUUCGUCCUCUGUCCGUCGUCGACUCUCCCUCCACUCCCGAUUCCCUAUACUCUCUCUCUGAUGUCAGUUCACGACCAGGCGGCCGCGGCCGUCCUCUCCCACGUUGCCCUAGCGGCGGACGGUGCCGUCCUCGGCGUAGCCCUAGCCUACGUCGCCGUCCGUAGCUUCCUCCGAUUUAAUUCCAACUCCUCUGCCCUCCAUAAAAUCCGAGAAGCUCCUACUCUCCGCGUCUCCGACCUCCGCUCUGUACUUACUUCCUCCGACGUUGAAGAUUCUUCGGAGCAAUCUGACGGCGGGAAGCUCCUGAUAGUUCGCGGCACAGUCGAGGCGAAGUCGGCUGUUGAUGGAAAUUGGAAGGGCUUGAAGCCGCCAAAUGUGCUCGCUUCUCACGAGUCAGGAGAUAGAGGCGUCGUUCUUCAGAGAACGCAAACGUGCAUAUACAAUGAGUGGAGGGGCUUUUUUGGAUGGACUUCCGAUCUACGCUCUCUGUUUGCAAGAUCUUGGAAAGAGCAAGAGUCUACCUCGUUAAGAACGGUUCCUUUUGUCCUUGUUGAAAGUGGUAGGUGGCCGAAGUCUGAUUAUAUUAUUGUGAACAUGGAUGGUUCAAGACAUCAGCUACCUCUAACAACGGUGUAUCACCAAUUGCAGCCUGUCAAUGCUUCUCCUUAUACUUUCCUACAGGCACUCUUUGGCCAUGAAUAUCCUGUUGGCCUGCUGGAUGAAGAGAAGAUUCUUCCUCUUGGAAAGGAUAUUACUGCAGUUGGAAUUUGUAGUUUGAAAGAGGGAAUUGCUGAGAUCAAAUCAUGCAAAGAUCUUCCCUACUUCUUGUCUGAGAUGAGCAAGGAUCAGAUGGUGGUUGAACUUGCUUUCAGGACAAAAGUAUUGUUGUGGAGUGGCAUUGUUCUUGGUGCACUUUCCGUUGGUAUCCUUGGCUACGCUGUUGUAAGGAACUGGAAUAGAUGGAAAGCGUGGCGGCAACAGAGGCAAAUUGAGCAGCAAGAUGCUGCCGCUAGAGCUGAGGACGAAACUCUUACAGCGGAAGAGACUGGAGAUGUACCAGAAGGAGAACUGUGUGUGAUCUGCCUGUUGAGAAGAAGGCGGUCUGCAUUCAUCCCUUGCGGACAUCUUGUUUGUUGCCAAAGGUGCGCGUUACAUGUUGAACGGGAAGUAGCACCAAAGUGUCCAGUGUGUAGGCAGACAAUCCGAAGCUCUGUGAGAAUAUACGACUCUUGAGAUGCAAUGAGCAAAUGGUUUGCAUAUUAAAGCUGGAGUUAACUUCACUAGUUCGGAAGAUGUGGAAUUUUCACUAACCGUUGUAGCUGAGAGAUGUAGCAGUAGCAUUACAUGGACUCCAUGGGGAGAGAGUGAAAGAAAUACUUUUGAGAUUAAACGACUUGAUUGUGUUUCUAAUGGGGAAAUUUUGGUACAUAUAUAGUUUUUUUUUAUUUUUUAUUUAUUUUUUAUUUUUUUUGUGUAGUGUUCCAUUUAAUACUUGGAAAUACAUGUAAAAGCGAUGAAUGGCUGGUAAAUUUUUUUGAUAAUUGUACUGAAAGAUGAGCCCUUUCAUUCUUC